CUGCUAUCUUGGACGACCCCAUGGAGUGCAGCAGAGGAGAGCGGCUCUCCAUCACCCUGGCCAAGAACCGCAUCAACCGCAACCCUGAGAGGCUGGGCAAGGCCAAGGUCGAAGUGGACAUCUUUGAGCUUCUCAGAGACAGCGAGUACGAGACUGCAGAAACCAUGUGUCAGAUCCUCCCCAAGGGGGUGGUCGCCGUCCUGGGACCCUCGUCCAGCCCGGCCUCGAGCUCCAUCAUCAGCAACAUCUGUGGAGAGAAGGAGGUCCCUCAUUUCAAAGUUGCCCCAGAGGAGUUUGUCAAGUUCCAGUUCCAGAGAUUCACCACCCUCAACCUCCACCCCAGCAACACCGACAUCAGCGUGGCCGUGGCUGGGAUCCUGAACUUCUUCAACUGUACCACUGCCUGCCUCAUCUGUGCCAAAGCAGAAUGCCUUUUAAACCUAGAGAAGCUGCUCCGGCAAUUCCUUAUCUCCAAGGAUACACUCUCGGUCCGGAUGCUGGAUGACACCCGGGACCCCACUCCACUCCUCAAGGAGAUCCGGGACGACAAGACAGCCACCAUCAUCAUCCACGCCAACGCCUCCAUGUCCCACACCAUUCUCCUGAAGGCAGCUGAACUUGGGAUGGUGUCAGCCUAUUACACAUACAUCUUCACUAAUCUGGAGUUCUCACUCCAGAGAAUGGAUAGCCUUGUGGACGAUCGUGUCAACAUCCUGGGAUUUUCCAUUUUCAACCAAUCCCAUGCUUUCUUCCAAGAGUUUGCCCAGAGCCUCAACCAGUCCUGGCAGGAGAACUGCGACCAUGUGCCCUUUACUGGGCCUGCGCUCUCCUCGGCUCUGCUGUUUGACGCUGUCUAUGCUGUGGUGACCGCGGUGCAGGAGCUGAACCGGAGCCAGGAGAUCGGCGUGAAGCCCCUGUCCUGUGGCUCGGCCCAGAUCUGGCAGCAUGGCACCAGCCUCAUGAACUACCUGCGCAUGGUAGAAUUGGAAGGUCUUACCGGCCACAUUGAAUUCAACAGCAAAGGCCAGAGGUCCAACUAUGCCUUGAAAAUCUUACAGUUCACAAGGAAUGGCUUUCGGCAGAUCGGCCAGUGGCACGUGGCAGAGGGCCUCAGCAUGGACAGCCGCCUCUACGCCUCCAACACCUCGGACAGCCUCUUCAACACCACGCUGGUCGUCACCACCAUCCUGGAAAACCCGUAUUUAAUGCUGAAGGGGAACCACCAGGAGAUGGAAGGCAAUGACCGCUACGAGGGCUUCUGUGUGGACAUGCUCAAGGAGCUGGCCGAAAUCCUCCGAUUCAACUACAAGAUCCGCCUGGUCGGGGACGGCGUGUAUGGUGUUCCUGAGGCCAACGGCACCUGGACAGGAAUGGUCGGGGAGCUGAUCGCUAGGAAAGCAGAUCUGGCUGUAGCAGGUCUCACCAUCACAGCUGAACGGGAGAAGGUGAUUGAUUUCUCUAAGCCAUUCAUGACUCUGGGAAUUAGCAUUCUUUACCGCGUUCAUAUGACCGGUCACUUUCAGUGCCCAGGGUUCAGCUGCCAUGGUGUGCCCCAGUGUAGAACCUGCACCAUGAGCCUGCCCAACAGGAAAGGGACCAAGAGGUCACCCCACAUAGCUACUGAAGAAUUGACCCCUUCCCAAGCCCCAGAUUCCAGCCUUAGGGAAAAGAAGGUUGUCUACAUCUAUAGCCCCAUCCUGGGCUCCCAACCCCCAUGA
Molecule: messenger RNA, 1718 nt
Organism: Carlito syrichta (Philippine tarsier)
Lineage: Eukaryota; Metazoa; Chordata; Mammalia; Primates; Tarsiidae
Product: glutamate receptor ionotropic, kainate 4
Exons: 12
Biological process (GO): modulation of chemical synaptic transmission; synaptic transmission, glutamatergic
Cellular component (GO): presynaptic membrane; kainate selective glutamate receptor complex; postsynaptic membrane
Molecular function (GO): kainate selective glutamate receptor activity; transmitter-gated monoatomic ion channel activity involved in regulation of postsynaptic membrane potential
Source: RefSeq, a predicted model, not a curated record